Messenger RNA from Salarias fasciatus (jewelled blenny), 4287 nucleotides. RefSeq names its product inositol-trisphosphate 3-kinase Cb (gene itpkcb). The record is from RefSeq and is a predicted model, not a curated record. Gene Ontology annotation, molecular function: inositol hexakisphosphate kinase activity. The transcript has 8 exons. Gene Ontology annotation, cellular component: cytoplasm; nucleus. Bases 570 to 2594 code for a protein of 674 amino acids. Lineage: Eukaryota; Metazoa; Chordata; Actinopteri; Blenniiformes; Blenniidae. Gene Ontology annotation, biological process: phosphatidylinositol phosphate biosynthetic process; inositol phosphate biosynthetic process.
AGUUUGUAAUUUUGCAGUCUAGUCGUUAACUCAUUUUUUGGCCCGUAUUUGUUCCACGUCUCCUGUACCUAUAGUUACAUUUUAGUUGGUUCAGUUCGCGUGUAGUAGUUGCUGCUAGUAGUUUUCUCAUUAAUGUGACUUCUUGUCAGCUGGCGCAACUCAGAACCUGAAACUUUGUGAGUGAGACCUGCCCCUGUUUUGUUCCUCUUUUUUUUCUCUCUCUCUCUGUCUUUAUUGUAACCACAGGGUGAAUUUACCCCGCACACGCACAGUAGCUUACGGAGCAGAGACUUCGAAGUCUCCACAUGAUCUCUGGUCCGGCUCUUUAACAGCUGCUUCUUCUUGAACUGCAGAGCUGAAUCUGUCCGAAAUAAAACCCGAGGGGUGGAGGAGAGAGAUGGAGGAAUUUGUGACAUCGCCGCGUUAAUACAUGGAUUCUGUGACUAAUGUCUGACAGCGGACUGUAGGAGUCGCAGAGUUUCGCCUUUUUUUUCUCUCUCUCUCUCUUUUAUUGAUAAACUUCACAGUUGGGGUGUGUCUGGGUCACUGUUACUACUACGGCAUGCAGGAUGGGCCAAACCAGCUCGGAUCUCUCGCGCAGCACCGCCGCCCAGGACAGAGCCAAGCGGAAAGCGGGUGAGACGCGACAAAGACUCCGGAUCCGCAGGUUCAGGAGCGGAGGAAAAUCACGCUGCGAGCAGAUCAACAAGAAUCCGAUGAAAAAGAAAGUGCUGUCGUGUCUCGGAAGAAGAAAGCGAGAUUCCAGCGAGCGCGAGGUGGAAUUAGGUCGCAGAAACGCAGCUGGAGACCCAGCGGCGCGGAGCGGCCAUCGAGUGGGAAAGUUGCCGAGGGACGAGGUGGUGUUGGCGGCUGGGGAACACCGGGCGGGCCCGGCCGGUAUUGAGACGCAAUCCGGCCGUGAUGUUGAAGAUAUCGAGGGUAUCGAACACGCUGUGAGCCGAGGAGCAGCGGGCGGCUCGUCCGAUGCGUCAGGCUCGGGGAGGCGGACCGGUGAAGUCGGCGCUGCGGGCUGCGAGGACCCGGAUCGCGGGCGAGAGGACAAUGCCUCGGAUCCCCCGACGAGGGCCAUGGAAGAUCAGCCGCUGGGGGGAAACAGCCGGGGCCACGCCGUGUACGAGCCGACAGCACUGACCGGGACCAGCUCAGCCUCCAAGUUGGCACCUGAGCAGACAUCGAGUAGUUUGAACCCCGAACCGUCAGUAAAAGACAACCAGUCCGAGUCCAUGAUGACUAAAACCGGCUGUAGCGCCGCCGCCGAUCCGGGCUCCGGUGUCCCGGACAAGCCCGAGAGCCAGGAACACUCUGCCCAGACUGAUCCCGGCACCCCGGGAGGCCGGUGUUUCCCGGGAACGAUCCCGAAACUCAUCAUCACGAGAGACCCCAGUCCGACCCUCCCGCACGAGACCCCGCCCCUGUUGACCCUUCGGCCGGACCUCGGCUCCGGGCCGUGUCUGGACCUUCACCCCGAAGACGAGUCUCCGUGCUCGGACAGCGGCUGCGGAGGAUCCCCGGCUCUGAUGCGCUCCCCCAGGAAGCUGUCCAACUCGUCCUCCCUCGGCCUGUCCUCCGCCUCCUCCUUCGACGAGUCCGAGGACGACUUCACAUCCAGCGACCUGGAGUCCAGCCUGUCCCCGGCCCGGUCCCACUGCAGCCCGGACGAUGGCACGGGGAACAAGUCCUGGCAAAAACUGAAGACGAUGGUUCACUUCUCCCCUUUUGUGGUGUCCUUCAAGAAGCGUUACCCAUGGGUGCAGUUAGCCGGCCACGCAGGUAACUUCCAGGCCGGGGAGUUCGGGCGCUUGCUGAAGCGCUACUGCGAGUGUGAGCAGCAGUGUCUGCAGAAGCUGAUGAAGGACACCCUGCGUCCCUACGUGCCCGGGUACUACGGCGUGGUCCAGAGAGACGAGCAGGACUACAACCUGAUGGACGACCUGCUGGCCGACUUCGACUCUCCCUCCAUCAUGGACUGUAAAAUGGGCAGCCGAACAUAUUUGGAGGAGGAGCUGACAAAAGCCAGAGAGCGUCCACGUUUACGGAAGGACAUGUACGACAAAAUGGUCGCUGUGGACCCCGGGGCCCCGACGGAGGAGGAGCGGGCCCAGCAGGGGGUCCUCAAACCGCGGUACAUGCAGUGGAGGGAGACGCUCAGCUCCACUGCCACGCUGGGAUUCCGCAUCGAGGGCAUUAAGAAAGCAGAUGGAACCUGUAACACCAACUUUAAGAAGACAAAACAAAGGGAGCAAGUGAUGCAGGCCUUGAAGGACUUUGUCGACGGCAACACUCAGAUUCUGAAGCUCUACCUGGAGCGACUGGAGGAGCUGCGGUCAGUCCUCGACCAGUCCGUCUUCUUCAGGACACACGAGGUUGUGGGAAGCUCGCUCCUCUUCGUGCACGACUCCUCGGGGAAGGCCAGGGUGUGGAUGAUCGAUUUUGGAAAGACAGUCCCGCUCCCGCCCGAUCAGACACUGGACCACCGGACUCCGUGGGUGGAGGGCAACAGGGAGGACGGUUACUUGUGGGGACUGGACAACCUGAUAGACAUCCUCAGCAGUAUGCUCCCACAAACGCCUUGAACGGACGUAAAAGCCUCAAACGACUGCAACACACAACUCGUGGAUGUUCAAAGAAAUACAAGGAAGAGGGGGGAAAAAAAUGAGGCGAACCGAGGGAUACGCAGCUCUGUGGACCCACACUCCACUUGUAUCCGUGGGACCAAAAGGAGGCGCGAUUGCAGGAUUUUGAUGACACAGUGGGGAAAAUGCCAAAGGUCUGCGAGUGUGCAUGAUGACACGCAAAAGAGGAAGAAUAUGAUGCACAGUUUUAGCUGUUGGUGACUCAAGCAGGCUAAUUCUGACGGUGGGAUUGUGUAAACUCUUUGACCUGAGGUAUUCACUUUUUCCUGCAAAACUCAACCUUGCCCACUGUUCUGCACAACAGCCCCCUCCAUCGGUGAGAGGUGGACACAGCAGCUGUCUCACAGUCAUGAACUCCACAGAGAAAAGGUUUUUUCGUUCUGUUUUGGUUUUUUUUUUUUAUUGUGGUCUUUGAGGACACUGGGAAGCGGGGAGUCUUAUUUUUGUUAUGGACCACUUUAAGCAUACGACAACACUAAUACACUGGUCGGACCACGUGUUAACUAACUCAGCGUGUACAGACUAAUUUAAUGUUUUUUUGGCCUUGUCAUAACCUUUUUACUAUGUGCAUUUUAUGUGCCUCUCAUUUUUAAGAUGGUGAUGUUGGAUCAUUCCAGUGCAGUUGACUUCUGCUAUUUAACUUCCAAAGAGUUCACCCCAAGUUUGACCCGACUUUAACGGCAAACAUUUAACUUUUGGUAGGAACUUUUAGUGCUAAUUGGGAUUUUCUUUUUUGUACGAUCAUGCAGUGGAAAAUUUUCUCAUUUUUUUUGUGUACAGGAAGGAGCAAGGCAGCCGUGUUUGUCUGGAAUUUGUUGCACUAUGGAUCCUCACAAAGCCAUUGAACAAAACAAGAGGUGCCUCUGUGUCUUAAGCUGGGAAGCAGCAAUGAAAUGCUGGGUUUACAAUCUGUUAUGACUCUGUUUGCUGUUGCUUUAGAGACUUUUACAGUAAAUCAUUUGUGAUUGAAACUGGAAUUGCCUGAUUGAUCUGAUCAGGCUGCUCGGGCUUCUGUAAAAUUUCACAUAUGCAUCAACUUAAACGUGAUCUUGAAACUGGAAAAUCUGAAUAUGACUUUUGAUUGAUGGAACAUAAUGACCUUUUUUUUUAAAGUGACACAAAAUGCAACAUUUUGGUGUUUUAUCUGUAUAUCUAGGUUCAUGAGGUUAUUUAGAUGUUCGUGCUUCUGAGCAUCAUCCUCGACCAGUGUUCAGUCUUCCAGGUUUCCUUUUAAGAAAAGCAGGAAUGAUUCUUUUUUUUGUGUGUGUGUGUUUGAAGAGCAAACAUACAAAACAGGGAAUAAGGUGUUGCCAAAGCUGUUUUUCCACAAAUUCUCAAUUUAUUAAAAUAACUAAAUACAGUAGAUCGACGUGAAGCAGAUUUUCAAACAAGAAGCUGCUUUUAGAAGUAAUAAAACAAGAGUGGUAAUCACAUUUGCUUUGAAAGAAACAUAUUUUAUACAAGGCACCAAAACAGGCAGAUCUAGACUGGUAAUAAAUUCAUGUUUUGUUUUUUUUCCCCAAGAAAGUCAGGAAAAGUAAUGGAAAACUGCAUUCAGGAGUUGUUUUUUUUAAUCUGUGCCUCUGCAGACACCACGGCUGCAUCACAAUUCUAAAUAAAUAUUUUAAAUCGG